AUGGACCUCAAAGUGAAGCAUCGAAAAACGACGUCUGAUUGGCUGACACUGACGACGACACCCGACGUAGCUGUAAAAGUCAUCGAUACCAAUAAAAUUAAUCAAGAAUACGUUAUAAAAAAUCUGACCAGAGAGGCCAAAUUGCUUUCGAUGUUGCAUCAUCAAAAUAUCGUCAAAUUAUAUGAGACCAUUCAGUGUGGAGGAGUAUAUUACCUCGUCAUAGAACUUGCAACGGGUGGUGAUUUGUGCACUCACGUGAGAAAUCAGCCAUCUGGUCGACUAGACGAAGCGACCGCACGGAUCUAUGCUCGUCAAUUGGCUGCAGCAUUACAGCACAUGCAUUCCAGAGACAUUGUGCAUAGAGACUUGAAAAUGGAAAACGUCAUGUUAUUCGAUAAAAGAAAGGAGCUAAUCAAAAUUGUAGAUUUUGGAUUAAGUAAUAUUUAUAAUGAUGAAAACCCUAUGAAAACUCAAUGUGGAUCUCCUGAAUACGCAGCUCCAGAGCUGUUCGUCAAAAACUACAAGUAUGGUCCAGAAGUCGACUUAUGGAGCUUAGGAGUUAUCCUGUAUGUGGUAUGUUCAGGCAGAUUACCAUUUUUAUGUCCGAAAGAUAGACAAGUAACGCUGGAAGAACGGCGCAGACGGCUCUUGGCACAAAUCAAUCAUGGCCUCGGUCCGCAUCAAGAACGGGCGAUCAUUGCUUUAUCUUCCGAAUAUAAACAUUUAGUGAGCAGACUUCUCACGCCUGCGACUAACAAACGCAUGGGCUUGACGGAGUUGUGCCAACAUCCUUGGAUAGCCGGAUGUAAAUUUUUUAAAAAUGACUCUAGCCAGAAAAAAUUUAAUCAGUUAAACAAAGAUCAUCAUACGGUUAUAGAAGAAAUCAUGGGUAUCGCUAAUUUGAAUCGUGAUGCAAUCGAAUUUAAUAUUGCGAAUAAACGGUACGGAAAAGUUGGUGGUAUGUACAAUAUUUUAAUUCACAAAAUUGAGAGUGAUUGUAGAUUAAAAGAACAGCAAAGUUUACUUAAUACGUGUUUAAAGCGAGCCUAUAAUCAAACGAACUCGAAUGUUAUUAGAAAUAAAUUCGUUCAAUCAAAAUUGAACAAUAUAGUGACGGAAAAAUUUACAAGAAAAGCUGAAAUUAGCAAUGACCCCGAAGUUAAAACUGAUAAUACGACUAAAAAUGAAGUUAAUAAAGCAUUCAAUAAAACGAUUCCACUAAAAACACAACCAUGCGCUAAUACAACCAGGGUGUUUAUAAGAAGAAAGAAUAAAAUCACCAACUUCCAACCUACUGAGAACAAACCAAUGACCCAACCGUGUCCAAAAAAAAGUUUAAUUUGUGCACCUUACAUGUCAAAUAAAUCUUUUCGAUCUCAGAAACAGCCACAUCUGGCAAAUAACAGUAGAGAAAAACCUACAAUAACUGAAGAGAGAACAAAUGUAUAUAAAAUUUUUGACUAUUAUUUUAUGACAGAAAAUAACUGUCGGUUAAUCUGGUACAUGUUAUACAUGACAUCUAAGGGAACUGCGAUUAGCUAUCUACUGACAUCAUCAAUUUUAGAAAUCUCUCGAUAUUGAGUUCACUUAUUUAACACCUUAUGAUUUACAGAAAGGCUCUCUACGAAAAUCACGACUGACCAAUAGCGCCAGCAGCCCUAUAAAGACUUCAUUUUGGCAAUCGCAAGCUAUGGACUGCUGUCGUAAUGAUGUUCAAUCAACGAUUACAUAUAGACUUAUUGGAGACAAAUAUAAUAUGGAUCCCGCGAAGAGG
Molecule: messenger RNA, 1774 nt
Organism: Trichogramma pretiosum
Lineage: Eukaryota; Metazoa; Arthropoda; Insecta; Hymenoptera; Trichogrammatidae
Product: serine/threonine-protein kinase MARK1-like
Exons: 10
Coding region: 1-1581 (526 amino acids)
Biological process (GO): intracellular signal transduction; microtubule cytoskeleton organization; protein phosphorylation
Cellular component (GO): cytoplasm
Molecular function (GO): protein serine/threonine kinase activity; ATP binding; tau-protein kinase activity
Source: RefSeq, a predicted model, not a curated record